UUAAUGUUAUUUAAAAAAAAACAAGUAAACACUAAACUAAACAUAACCUUAAUUACUUGGAAAAAUAUAAUUGUAUUUUAAUUAAUAUUUUAACGCAAUGUUAUGUAGAAGAGUGUGUAUCAAAUUAAAAAAAUACUUCAUUUCUGGUCAAAAUCACUCAAAAUAUAGUGUAAUAUCUUCUGUACUGGAAAAAGCUAAAAUCGGUGAAGUUGCUGAAAUUAAGGGUUGGGUAAAAAGUCUUCGGAUACAGAAAGAUCACAUUUUCGCGGACGUAAACGACGGCUCUUGUGCUCAAAAGUUGCAAAUUCUCAUUCCCAAGCAUCUUAAAACCGACGCGUUGACGUACGGUAGCUCCGUGCACAUAGCUGGAAAACUUUCGAAAAGUCCUCGCGGUCAACUGGAGUUGCUAGCAGAAAAUGUUACUGUACUUGGCAAAUGCGUAGUCUUGGACGGUUACCCUUUUAAUCCGCGUACUGCGCACCCUCCCGAGUACGUAAGACAAUACCUACAUUUACGAUCACGCACUAAUUACUUUUCCGCUAUAUUAAGAGUGAGGAAUGCACUUACCAGGCACAUCCAUGAAUAUUUCGCAUCUAAGAACUACUUGCAUAUCAACACUCCUAUUUUAACGUCUAACGAUUGUGAAGGCGCAGGAGAAGUCUUUAAAGUGCAGCCUGAAAACGAUGAAACUAUUAAGGUGAUGAUGCAAGAAGGAUGUAAUAGAGAUACAGUAUAUUUCGGCACCAAGACAUACUUGACUGUAUCAGGCCAGUUGCAUUUAGAAUCUAUUUGUAGAGGAAUGGGCAAUGUCUACACUCUGGGUCCAACUUUUAGAGCUGAAAAUUCCAGGUCAAGGCUACAUCUAUCAGAAUUUUACAUGUUGGAAGCAGAAAUAGCCUUCUGUGAAAGCAUAUUAAAACUACAGGAUGUUAUAGAGGAUUUAUUGAAAUAUUUAUUUGUCGAGACAUGGAAUACCAAUGAGUCAGACAUGUUUUUAAUUGAUAAGAAUAACAGAGCACCUAAGUGGACAAAUAAAGAUUUCAUUACAUUAACAUAUGAUGAGGCAAGGAAUAUUUUAGACAAGAAAGGUUUAAUAUCAACUGAGGAAGGCAUUAAUAAGGAGCAAGAAUUAGCCCUAGUGGAUUAUUGUAAAGUACCAGUUUUUGUAACACAAUGGCCCAAAGAUUUGAAGUCAUUUUAUAUGAAGGAAUCUCCUUUAGACAGUACAAAGGUGGACGCUUUAGACUUGCUAGCACCAAUAACUGGUGAGAUUGUCGGUGGGAGUCUCAGAGAAGAUAACUAUGAUAAACUAAAGAGAAAACUGCCAUCUGAACAGUUGAACUGGUAUUUAGAACUGAGGAAAUUUGGUAACAUACCCACUGGUGGCUUUGGUUUAGGACUUGAGAGAAUAAUGCAGGUUUUAUGUAAUAUAUCUAAUAUCAAAGACACCUUGCCAUUUCCAAGAUGGCCACACAAUUGUGAUAUGUAAUUUUAUUUAUUGUUGAAAAUAAUUGUUAAUUUAAAAUAUUGUGUUAUGAAGAAAUAAACUGUUGAUAGACUG
This is a messenger RNA of Bicyclus anynana (squinting bush brown), 1561 nucleotides long. RefSeq names its product probable asparagine--tRNA ligase, mitochondrial (gene AsnRS-m). Gene Ontology annotation, biological process: asparaginyl-tRNA aminoacylation. Gene Ontology annotation, molecular function: ATP binding; nucleic acid binding; asparagine-tRNA ligase activity. The coding region runs from base 98 to 1489 and encodes 463 amino acids. NCBI's taxonomy places the organism in Eukaryota, Metazoa, Arthropoda, Insecta, Lepidoptera, Nymphalidae. The transcript has 3 exons. The record is from RefSeq and is a predicted model, not a curated record. Gene Ontology annotation, cellular component: mitochondrion.